GUCUCCUUCCCCCGCGCACCGCUACGGUCCCGUCUUUACGGCAUUAACAUAUCCUUCAUUGUAUUUGCUCAAAAUAACGAGAACACCCCGACUCUAAUGAUAAUCCCAAUCAACCUUCCUGGCCCUUCAAACGGCCCCCGGCUCCCCCCAAGCCUCGCGAAGCUCGGAAACUCCGAAGUGGUCAUCAUCGAGCUACAGGGAUCACUCGAAGUCGAAGGGGAUAGGUCCGGGCAGGCAGUCGGGAAGCUCAAAUUCGAAGGGGACAAGCCGACGCUCCUGAUCGGCCACCACCUCCUCGAGGGCAAGCUCGUCACGCUCCAGAAGCCGCUCGCAGUCCUUCACCGCGCACAGCCAAAUGAGGAUGACGGCACGAGCUAUGAUAUGAUUGGCUUGGUACGCCGGAAGAUCGUGUUCGCGAAGCGGCCUAUGCCAGUUAUCAACGCGGCGGCAGUGAAGCAGGGAAUGGAGGCCGGCGGGGCGAAGGAUGAUACGGAGGGGAAGCGGAAGAAGUUGAAAUUGGGAUAAUGCGAGAGUCGACUAUCGAGCUGUACGUCCGCCCGUGGAGAAAGAGCGUUCGGACCUUCCUGUACGAGAUUCGGUUGUCAGCCCCGCGGGCAUCACCUCACAGAGCACCAACGACGAAAAAUCAUUCCGC
This is a messenger RNA of Gloeophyllum trabeum ATCC 11539, 655 nucleotides long. RefSeq lists its product as uncharacterized. The transcript is spliced from 2 exons. The coding region runs from base 97 to 525 and encodes 142 amino acids. Gene Ontology annotation, biological process: mitotic sister chromatid cohesion. Gene Ontology annotation, cellular component: Ctf18 RFC-like complex. NCBI's taxonomy places the organism in Eukaryota, Fungi, Basidiomycota, Agaricomycetes, Gloeophyllales, Gloeophyllaceae. The record is from RefSeq and is a predicted model, not a curated record.